Callorhinchus milii (elephant shark) is the source of this 3123-nucleotide messenger RNA. RefSeq names its product tudor domain containing 1 (gene tdrd1). Lineage: Eukaryota; Metazoa; Chordata; Chondrichthyes; Chimaeriformes; Callorhinchidae. The transcript has 22 exons. The record is from RefSeq and is a predicted model, not a curated record. The coding region runs from base 94 to 2838 and encodes 914 amino acids.
GCAGUCGAGGGCACGUGUGCCGAGUGACCGUUGGUCAGGCGGCGUCAGGAGAGAGAGAGCAGGUAUCUUGAAGUGAGUCGUGCUCCUGUUGCAAUGUCGGAGAAGAAAUUCCGCCCCAACUCCAAACCAAGGGCUCUUAACUGUGUACAGCAGAAACCACAAAAAGAUACCAGAAGAAGUGUCCAGGCUCAGUCACUAAAUUGCAUCUCAGAUGAUGCCUGCGACAUCAUAAUAAAUACUCGUGUACGUCCUAAUUUUACCAUUAGGAAGCCCAUGUUAGAAGAUAGCAUCUGCAGUUUACCAAGAAAAGGAAACUUAAAUUUUUGUGAGUUUGCCAAGGAAUGUUUUUCUGAUAUUAGUAACCCCGCAACGGUCAGUGGUGUGAGUGGAGGUCACCAGACAAAUGAUUUAAUCGAUACAAAGGCUACAACUGGAAUAUUGCCACAAGUGAACGGGGAAAUUCACCAAAAUUCACCUAAUCCUGGAGAACGAAGAUUGCAGCAUCAAAUAUCUGCUGUUGGAUUGUCUCCGUUUGAAUCAACUGAAGGCGUUUGCACUAAUUACAGUCCUGAGACUAAAAUAUCUAGACAAUCACCAUUGCAAUCUUCCUUUGCAACUUGCAGUGUCUGUGGACUCCUAGGCGCAAAUCCAUAUGCCCAGUGUAAGCAAGUACGUUGUUCAGUAAAAUGUCAGAAGAGUGAUUGGCCAGUCUGCAGAUGUUCAUGCAAACUCACAAAAAUCAAUAAACUUGAAGAACCCCUAAGAGCACCCAAAGAAAAGAUGCUUCUGGAAAAGAAAGUGCUUAUGAAUACCACCAAAGCAUUGAUGGAAACCCCGAAAAUUCGAUUAGCUGACUUGAAGCCCAUAAAAUUGCCAAAAGAAUCAAAUCUACAGAUUGUUGUCACCGAGUUCAAGGACCCAAAUGAAUUCUUUGUGCAGAUCCUCACUCUGGAAAACUUUGAGAAUUUAAGGAGACUUGCUUCAUCACUGAAGGAGACCUGUGCAGAUGUGAAUAACCAAGACAAGUAUGUACCCGAAGAAGGAGAAAUUUGUGCAGCAAAGUUUUCAGUGGAUCAGGACUGGUAUAGAGCAUUAGUUGCUAGUGUGAAUAUUGUACAGGAGAAGGCACGUGUCUUGUACAUUGACUAUGGGAAUGAAGAAGUCGUACAACUAAACAGGAUAUGCCCACUCAAAAUAGAAAUGGGUCUUUCACCACCUUGUGCAAUGAAGUGUUGUGUUGCAAAUAUCCCAAGUCAUAAUAGUUGGUCUGAAGAGUGCAUCACAUCUAUCAAGCUCGAGGUUCUACAGAAAACGUGCUGCAUGACUAUUGUUGAAAAGCUGGAUGAUGGGUCUUGCUUUGCUGUGGAUGUGGAACUGCCUUCUGGGCAGUCUUUGCAGAAGUAUAUUUUAGAAAAAAGGUAUGCUGCAACUCAAGUUGAUGAAAAUAGCACAGAAGUUCUGUUGCAAACAACUUCAAUUAAUUCCUCUUGUGAUGAAGACAUGUUUAUCAUCGUGUCACAUAUAGAAACUCCAGACAACUUCUUCUGUCAGCAACUUGUCAGUAGAUAUGAGUUUCUACAACUGCAGAAAGGAGUGGCUAAAUAUUGCAGUAAUAUGCCUCCUGUACCAAGUUUUAGGCCUGCAGUUGGGGAAGUUUGCUGUGCUCAGUUCACUGAUGAUAACCAAUGGUACAGGGCUGCAGUGAUAGUUUACCUUCCUGAUGACACAGCCUUGGUGGGUUAUGUUGAUUUUGGCAAUGUUGAAAAACUUGAUCUAAACCGUCUCCGGCCUGCCCAAGAACAGUUAUUGGAGUUGCCGAAUCAGGCGUUAAAGUGUGCUUUGGCAGGUGUGAAGCCAGUGCAGGGUACUUGGUCCUUGGAAGCAGUAGUCAUGAUGAAAACCCUAGUGAUGAAUAAGUGUUUGAAAGCCAAGAGUGUACAGAAGAGAGAAAACCUCUUAGUUGUGGAUCUUAAAGAUGACACUAUUUAUCCGUUUGUUAAUAUUCGUGAGCGCUUGAUUGCAGCAGGAUUAGCUGUUGGAAUGGAGGAAGAGCUAACUGCUCCCAGGUUGGAGAUCAACAAUACUGGAUUACAGGUGGGAAGAAACCUGUUUGGGAACCUAUGGAAUCCGGCAGAAAUGCCUCUGAACAGCACUGUUCCGGUUAAAGUGAAAGAAAUAAUAAAUCCUGGCAAUUUCUACGUCCAGAUUAUAGAAGCUAAAGCAGAUGUGCAGAAGUUAUACUUGCUGAAAGCAGACCUGGCUGAACAUUGUGGAGCUCAACCAGAAAAUUUCACCUUCAUGCCUGAGGUUGGUGAGGCUUGUUGUGCAAGGUUUACAGCUGAUGAUAGUUGGCGCCGUGCAGUUGUGCUGAAUUGCUCUCAAUCUGCAGUGAAAGUGAUCUGUGCAGAUUAUGGCGUUGUGGAAGCUGUCUCGCUUGCAAAUAUCCAAAAUAUUAAACUCAGUCUUUUGGAACUCCCAUUUCAAGUGGCAAAGUGUACACUUUCAGGUGUUGAACCGGAAGGUGAAGCCUGGUCUUCUGCCGCCAGCGACUUGUUCAGAAAUCUUUUGCUGGAUAAAGUUGUUCUUGCAACAGUCAGAGGGUUUGAUGGAAACAUCCACGUGGUUAAUCUGAUUGGACAUCUUGAAGACACUGCUAUUAAUAUAGCUGAUAAAUUGGUAUUGGAAGGCCUGGCAAAAUACACUGACCAGAGAGUAACCAAACCAGCAGCAGCCCAGGGUCACAGAAAAUGCUGUUGCAGAGAAAUUCAAAAAACUGUGGAAGAGAUCAAGCAGCAACUUGCAGCAUUCAUGAAUAAAAAUGCCGGACCAAGAAUUUGAGCUUACAAAUUUGAAGGAGCCACAAAUGAAACCCAGAAGCUUCAGUUCACUGGAGAUCGAAUUUAUUAGCCAAUCCACUUCAAAACAGACCCAACCACAUCAAAGGGAGUUAAUGACGUUUCUGGAAAGCUGAAAUUACUGCAUAACCCAAAGACCUGCAACUCUGAAAGCAAAAAGAAAAACAGCGAAUACUGGAAGCCUGAAAUAAAACAAAUGCAAGAAAUCCACAGCAGUUCAAUCAACAUCUGAAAAAGAAAGAUUGAAUUUAUGUUUAAUUUAAUUUAA